GCUAUGAAUAACUUGUAAUUGUUCUUUCAGCAUCUUGUUUGUUUCACAAGCAUGAGGUCACAAACUUUUUUAGAUAUGCUUUACAUCUUUUUAAUAACUAAAUGUUUUUCCUUUAACUAGGUCUCUUUUUUAGAUAUGCUAUUAGUAUACAUACAUGUAAAAUAAAGAAAAGAAGUGAAAAAAAAGAUUAAAGAGAGAGUGUUCAUAAUUAGUUAAUUAUGUGGAGGCUUAGGGUUGCAGAGGGAGGCAAUGACCCUUACAUUUAUAGCACAAACAAUUUUCUUGGAAGGCAAAUAUGGGAAUUUGAUUCUGAUGCUGGCAAUCCUGAAGAGCGAGAAGGGGUCGAAAAGUCUCGACAAAAUUACUGGAAUAAUCGUUUUCAGAUCAAACCAAGCUCUGAUCUUCUUUGGCAGUUUCAGUUCCUAAGGGAGAAAAAGUUCAAACAAACAAUUCCUCAAGUGAAGCUGCAAGAUGGCGAGGAAAUUACAUACGAAAAUGCAACCGCCGCUUUACGACGGAGCGUCCACUUAUUUUCAGCCUUGCAGGCGAGCGAUGGCCAUUGGCCUGCAGAAAAUUCAGGCCCAUUGUUCUAUUUUCCUCCAUUGGUUUUUUCUUUAUACGUAACAGGCCAUCUUAAUACUGUCUUCUCUGCAGAGCAUCGCAAAGAGAUACUACGCUACAUAUACUGUCAUCAGAAUGAAGAUGGUGGGUGGGGAUUACACAUAGAAGGUCACAGCUCCAUGUUUUGUACCGUUCUUAACUAUAUAUGUAUGCGCAUACUUGGCGAAGGACGUGAUGGUGGAAAAGAUAAUGCUUGUGAAAGAGGAAGAAAAUGGAUUCUUGAUCAUGGUGGUGCAACUGCCAUAAGCUCUUGGGGAAAGACAUGGCUAUCAAUACUUGGAAUGUAUGAGUGGGACGGAAGCAACCCUAUGCCCCCAGAGUUUUGGGCGUGUCCAAUAAUUGUUCCUCUGCAUCCAGCAAAAAUGAUGUGCUACUGUCGGCUAACUUAUGUGCCUAUGUCGUACUUGUAUGGGAAGAGGUUUGUUGGUCCAAUCACAUCUCUCAUUUUACAAAUAAGGGAAGAAAUCUACAAUGAACCUUACAACAAAAUCAAUUGGAAGAAUGUACGUCAUGUAUGUGCAAAGGAGGAUAACUACUAUCCCCAUCCAAUGAUACAAAAACUGCUGUGGGAUGCUCUUUAUAUAUUUAGUGAGCCUCUUUUCACCAUUUGGCCCUUCAACAAAUUGAGAGAGAAGGCUCUCAAAAUAACGAUGGAUCACAUUCAUUAUGAAGACGAAAACAGUAGAUACAUUACCAUUGGAUGUGUGGAAAAGCCAUUAAACAUGCUUGCCUGUUGGGUUGAAGAUCCCGAUGGGGAUGCUUUUAAGAAGCAUCUUGCUAGGAUUUUGGAUUAUAUAUGGGUUGGAGAAGAUGGCAUAAAGAUGCAGAGUUUUGGCAGUCAAGUAUGGGAUACAAGCCUUGCCCUCCAAGCUUUGAUGGCUAGCAAUCUCUGUGAUGAAAUAGGACCUACACUUAAGGAAGGACACAACUUUAUAAAGAACUCUCAGGUAACGGAGAAUCCUUCUGGUGACUUCAAGAGAAUGUUUCGUCAUACCUCCAAAGGAGCUUGGACAUUCUCUGAUAAGGAUCAUGGAUGGCAAGUUUCUGAUACCACAGCAGAAGGUUUGAAGUGUUGCCUGCUUUUCUCGAUGAUGCCUUCUGAAAUUGUUGGUGAGAAAAUGGAUGCCAUAAAGCUGUAUGAUUCUGUCAAUGUAUUACUUUCUCUUCAGGUAAGGAUUCAAUGCAGUAAAAAUAAUGCCAUUGUCCCUGUUUCUCAUCCCUUUUCCCCUAAAAGAAUGAGUGAAACUGGUGGUUUCUCAGCUUGGGAGCCAGCAGGAGAAAGGUUAUGGUUGGAGUUAUGUUAUUUGACAUAGAUAUUUGGAGUUAAAAUUGUAGAAGCAAGGUUAGCAAGUCUGGCCCAUUAGUUAAGAAAUUUACCCAGUGGCUCAAUCCUGUGGAGUUCAUUGAGGAUCUGGUGAUUGAGCACGAGUACGUGGAGUGCACUUCAUCGUCAAUCCAAGCAUUAGUCCUAUUUAGUACAUUAUACCCUGAGCAGAGGAACAGAGAGAUAAAUAAUUCCAU
Messenger RNA from Jatropha curcas, 2142 nucleotides. NCBI's taxonomy places the organism in Eukaryota, Viridiplantae, Streptophyta, Magnoliopsida, Malpighiales, Euphorbiaceae. The record is from RefSeq and is a predicted model, not a curated record.